ACAUCUUCCGCUCCCCAAACCCUAAACCCGUGUCACCCGAUCGGCGGCGGCCGCGGCGGUGAGGCGGCGAGAAGAUGGGAAAGAGGAAGAGGGAAAGGGAAGUGCGUCUUCACGUGAAGACAUCCGAGGGUUCCUCCUCGUCGUCGUCACUCGGCGAAGGUGGCCGCCCCCCUCCUUCUUUGAGGGGAGGAGGAGGAGGAGGAGGAGGAGGAGGAGGCGGGAGCAGCAGCGUCGCCCCAAAUCCAACAUCAACAUCACCCUUGUCGGCGUCGGGCGCACCUUCGACGCCAUCAUCUUCCUCCACAGCUUCUUCAUUGAAGAUCGGGACGAUGGAAUUCAAUCUUCCACCCGGAUCCCCGCCAACAUCCACAGCGUCUCCAAAGGCAGUUACCUCACCCGUUGCCCUUCCUCAUCCUCAGGCUCCAGCGAUUCUGUCUCCGACUCCUCCGCCCGGAUCCACACCAACAUCCACAGCCUCUCAGGCAGCCACCUCACCGGUCGAACCCCCACAUGCUGAUGUUUCCCCAUUUUUCGAGCCCAUUCCUGAAUCCUAUGCACAGGCACUCCAGCAGUCUGAAGACAGCAACACGACCAUGACCUACCUCAAGCAUCUACGAAGGUGCUGUGGUGAAGAUGCACGCCGCCUUUGGGCAUCUGGUAGCUGUCACUUAAAGAUGAGUUUUGACAGGUUGAAAACAGAAGAUCGUAAACUUGCAUACAUGAUACUCCCUCUGUAAACUAAUAUAAGAGCGUUUAGAUCAUUAAAGUAGUAAUCUAAACACUCUUAUAUUAGUUUACGGAGGGAGUAUGUAAUAACUAUGAGAGGUUAAAAGUACAUUUGGAGUCUGCCCUCAGAACAUUCUUAUUGGAAUCUUUCAAAAGUCAGAGUCCUGAGACUAUAAAGAAGAGGUUUGCAAGUGAGGAUAAAAUGAAACAAUUCAUUCAAGUCCAAACAAAACUGACAGUUAUGCAGAUGCCUUCAAGCAUAUGUUCAUUGCGUCAGCACUUCAUCAACAAUCCUGCAGGCAGAAUUGCUCAUCUGUUCCAGAACCAGGCCUAUAGCAAAGACGUCCCAACAACAGUAAAAGAGUCAAGGAUUCUGCUUCACAAGUUAACACAACAUACCAUAGCAGAACACAAAAGAGGUUACUGUUGGGAUGGUCAAUUAAGCCUUGAUGACUGGGAAGUCACGGAACUCACAUUUAUCCAAUUGCCAAAUCUGUCCGUUGCACCAGUAGAGCAAUGUCGAACAAGGACCUUACUCAAAUAGCUGACACAAUAGUUCCAAACUUCAUGAUCAAUGGAGUGAUUCCUGUGUUUAUGGAACACUUCACAAAUGCGUUGAAGUCUCAUGGCACACUUGCUGAAGAGGAUUUCCAAUCUUGGUACUAUGCAUACCUCCUGCUACACCCCUUUGUUAUGUCAUCGAUAGGAAGGGCAAAUCUCCUUAGGAAUCUGUAUUGGCUUCUGGUGGACUUGAAUUUUGAGGAAAACCCGUUCUUUGAUACUGUUUUCAAAGUAGCUCCUUCUUCAAACUGGCGAGAUUUUAUCAAGCAGACCCCUAUGAACUACAUUCUCUGGAAGGUUUUCUGGUACAAGCUGAUACCAAAUUUCAACACCCUUCCUUAUUUCAACUUGUUGGGAAGCAUUAUAAAGUACCAUUGCCAUCUUGUUCAUCAUGGUCCUGACCAUGCCAGGGAUGGCAAGUUGACAACAAUGUCGAGCACAGAUGACAACGAGUUACUUGCUGCAGCGCAUGACCAGGAUUGCCUCGCAGAGUGCAUCAAGAACCUUCUGCAACAGAAGAAAGUGACCAGCGACGUCAAUGUUGUGCUUGACGCUUACGCUGUGACAUGGGAGCUGUGAUUAUGCUUGCAGCAUUAACGCUUAACAUAUGGCGAAGGACUAACAACGAGGCUUUAGGACAUUGUUGCACAGAGACGUGACUGUGUGAGUACAGGGUAGUGUUGAUGCGACCUUCAGGGGGCUGUAUGUAGUGUUGGUAGUGGUGUGGUCGGUGGUGCUCGGAUGCACUUUAAUUGUUGUUAUGCUUAUGGGGGAGUUGUUGUUAAGGAUGUGAUGUCUGUUCUGUGUUUGGAUGCAAUUUGGUUGCUGUUAUCCUAUGGGAGAGGUGUUGUUAAGGAUGCGAACCUGAAAUUCAAGGAAUUAUCUGUUUUAAACUGCAA
Messenger RNA from Aegilops tauschii subsp. strangulata, 2186 nucleotides. RefSeq lists its product as uncharacterized. The record is from RefSeq and is a predicted model, not a curated record. Lineage: Eukaryota; Viridiplantae; Streptophyta; Magnoliopsida; Poales; Poaceae.